GGGUAUUUAGAAAUGGCGGACGUAUGUAGUGGUCAAAGUGUGAUGGAUUUGCAGACAGAAAUGCAAAACAGUGCAGUGGAUCGUUUAAAAAGACUUUAUCCUGCAGUAAAUGAAGAUAAGACUCCUCUCCCAAGAGCAUGGAGCACUAAGGAUAAAUACACAUAUAUUGGGCUAUCCCAAACCAAUUUGCGUGUGCAUUAUAAAGGUCAUGGCAAAACUCACAAAGAUGCUGCGAGUGUUCAAGCUACCCAUCCAAUACCUGCCUCUUGUGGUCUGUAUUAUUUUGAAGUAAAGAUUGUGAGCAAAGGUCGAGAUGGAUAUAUGGGUAUUGGCUUGUCAGCUCAAGGAGUUAACAUGAAUCGCUUGCCAGGAUGGGAUAAACAAUCCUAUGGGUAUCAUGGUGACGAUGGUCAUUCAUUCUGUUCAUCCGGAACGGGACAGCCCUAUGGACCAACAUUUACAACGGGUGAUGUUAUUGGUUGCGGAGUAAAUUUGAUCGACAGCACUUGUUUUUACACUAAAAAUGGGCAUUACCUUGGCACUGCCUUCAGAGACCUUCCGCCUAAUUUAUAUCCUACCGUUGGGUUGCAAACUCCAGGUGAAGUUGUAGAUGCGAAUUUUGGACAAGAACCUUUUGUUUUCGAUAUCGAAGACAUGAUGAGAGAAUUGAGAUCACGAACAAGAAUCGAAAUAAACGAUUUUCCCGUGCCAGAAAGUCAAGGAGAAUGGCAAGCCACAUUAAACAAAAUGGUAUCCACGUACCUUGUACAUCAUGGUUAUUGUAAUACAGCAGAAGCGUUUGCCCAUAUUACCGAACAGCCAUUCAAUGAAGAUAUAGGAUCUAUCAAGAACAGACAAAAAAUACUGAAGUUGGUACUGGCUGGUCGAAUGGGCGAAGCGAUCGAGAAAACUAGUCGAUUGUAUCCGGGUCUUUUAGAAAACAACCAGAAUUUGUUGUUCAUGCUCAAAUGUCGUCAGUUCGUGGAAAUGGUAAAUGGAUCUGACAUAGAAAUAUGCCACAAGAAAACUAGCGUAAGUGGUUUUUCGCCAAACAGUCAACAAAUGUCCGUAAUACAAUCUACUAAAUGUUUAAAGAAUAAGAAUGGUUCACAAGAAUCCGUUGAGGAAAUGAAUAGAAAUAACACUGCCAGAAACGGUAGCAACUGUACCAAUGAUUCGCCAAUAAUCAGCACGGAAGAUUGCGAAAUGGAAGAAAUGGACGCAUCCGACGAAGUACAGAACGGACAUGGAGACUCUUGUAUCAACGGUAAAAGUAGCACAUCUAGUAAUAAAGGAUAUCAAAAUGGUAAUAGUAGUAAUAAUAUUGACGAGGCACCAGAAAUUCUUACUACCUGCUGUGAUAACGAAGAAGAAGAUAUGGAUGUAGACGUACCGUGUCGUAAAAGUAAUACAAAACAAUCUGUAGAAAGGAUAUUAGAAUUUGGCAGAGAAUUAUACAGUAUGAGCCAGAGGUUAAAAAUCGAUAAAAGUAGUAAUAAUAUCAACGAAAAAAUGCUGGAAGACGCAUUUAGUUUAUUAGCAUAUUCAAAUCCUUGGGCUAGUCCCGUUGGAUGGCAAUUAGAACCCACACAGAGGGAAUCAGUAUGUGCAUCUUUAAAUUCUGCAAUUUUAGAAUCAAAUAGUAAACCAAGAAAACCUCCUCUAGAGGUCGCGAUGGCACAUGCCCAAGAACUGGUACGGCUGAUGUCGUCGUCAGGUCUCGGUUCGUGUGCCUUCGCAUCCCUCAUCGACAUACUCGAUCAGUGAUCGUUGUUUUUGCACCCCCACCUUACCCCGCAGAUGCAGGUGACGCACUAACUGCCGUUCUCUAUUCCACAAGCAUGGUCCAGAAUCGGCGAACUCAAUCGCUAUUGUAAGUUCGCUUGCCGCAAGAGGAACAGGUACUUACUCCAAGUUCUUUUUAAUUUUGUGAAUUUUUAAAUGUCAGUGUGUAUAUCUCUCAAAUGGAAAAGGCGGUAGACCGGUGGAAAAGAAUGAAUUAUGUUCUCUCAAAAGCCAUUAAAAACGUCACGUGAUAAUUAACAAAAAAGCUUUUAGAAACAUUUCAAUAACAAAUUGGAUUACAAAAAAAAUUAUAUAACCAAAACGAUAAUAAUUGUAAAUGUACGGUAGUUACUGAAUUCUGGUCCGAAACAGACCAGAUUAUUGAGUUAAUUAUUGUUUAAGUUUUUAUUGUGGCAGCGUUCCCAGCUCGAAUCAAACAGAAUAAGAAAACCUAAUAUUUUUUGUGAAAUACAGUACCUGAAAAUGUAUAUUGGUAGUUGAUUAUUAUUUAAGUUCUAUUAGGUUGAUUUAAUUUUAGUACUAUAGUGUUUCUGUGACAAACAUAUAAGUAAUCUAUUCAGUAAUAUUAUUAGACAAUGGUGUGGUUUCACAGUAGAAGAAUUAUUUCGCGCAGCAGCCGACAGAAAUGUUUCAGG
This is a messenger RNA of Diabrotica balteata, 2441 nucleotides long. The record is from the annotation of a GenBank genome assembly. NCBI's taxonomy places the organism in Eukaryota, Metazoa, Arthropoda, Insecta, Coleoptera, Chrysomelidae.